AUGGCCGCUACCGACACCGCCAGCGCCGCACGUCCUCCAGCAGCAGCACCAGAUGCUCCUCCUGCGUCUCGUCCGUCUGCUGCAGCUUCUACGGCACCCGCAGCGCCGCUCCCGCCGUCGCUAGAAGGCUCUGAGGAGCUCCGCCCCACGGCUUCGAACAACGUCGACACUGCGCGCCCGCUCGAGAAGGCGCGCGUGCCGCUGAAGCCGCAUUUCAAGCCCCGACUGCGUACUCCGCCUCGAAGACUGCGCAGCGGCAGCGGCAGCAAUACGAGUCCCAGUGGCGCUCCCCGCGAGUCGAUGGACGCCCGUGCGGUACCGAGUACCAAUUUGGGGAUCGUCGUGGGCACCAUGCGCCGUCGGAACCGCAUGGGCCCACGGACGAGCUCGAUCUCGGACGAUGAUCCGGAAGACGCGGUGCUGGCGCCGGCGCGGCGCACGCCGUCGUUGGCCCCUCGACGGAACAAGCGACAGCCGAGUUUACGCAACAUGGCGUCGCUCGUGCGCUCGCAUCUCUGCAGCUCGACGAGUCCCAGCGGGAGCUGCAAUGGAAGUGCAAGUGACAGGGCUGAGGACGCAGAUGGGGAGGGUCGAGACGCGGAGAAGCACGCUGUAGUCGACGCUGAUGCUGUUUCUGGUGCUACUACAACUAGUGACGGUGACGACACUGCUGCUGUUCACAAGAGGAGAGAGCUGGAGCGCAGCAACUCGUCGUUUGCAGGCGUGGCGAAGCGCGUGGUGACAACCAGACGUGCAGCGAAAGGGUUCUUGUCCUUGUGGACAAAAGAUUCUGCCGACACAGUGCACGUGUACCGCGGGAUCCACAUGGAAAAAAAGAAGCUCGAUCUAUUGGGUGUCGCGUCCGAGUACAAGGAGAUCAAGCGUCGGCAGUUUUACCAAGAGCUCGUGGUGUACUUUGUGUUCCUCACACUGCUCUUCUCGCUGCUGUCGUGGCUACCGGUGCGCGAUAGUUUCCACCAGAACGACGUCGUGGGGUCUCUCACUUGUCGAGAAGAGGGCGAGUGCGACAUCAAGACGUUUGCUGACAUCUACGACUUUGCCGGUAAACUCAGCGACAUUGUGUGUGACCGGAAAGAGGUUACAGCACAGUGGGUUCGUGUCGGUGGCGUCGGGUUUCGACAAGUACGCGUCAAGGAAGAGCGCUGUCGAGUGUACGACCGAUGGGAAGCGCCUUGCUACCCGUUUUACAGUCCUGAGGUGGAGCAGAAAGAUCGUUUGGUUGGAGAAAACGGCUCAGGACGUGCUUACGAGUGGAGAGACGGUCUCGGUGACUUGUCUCCUGAGGUGUACCAAUCCUCGAUCGACUGGCUGUUCUUCGCACCGGUUGAGUCGUACGGCACAGGUGGCUACGCAGUAGAUUUGUGCGGUCUGGACAACGUCAAUGAGCUUCGGCGUGACAACUUUCUGUCCGAACAUACGCGUGCAGCGGCGUUCAAGUUCGUUUUGCUAAACCCGCUGACUCGUGUGUUCACUAUUGGGAUGCACGUGAUCAAAGUCGAUCCGUCUGGUCACCUCGAUCACUACGUGCACAGUUCCCAUGUUCGAGUUAUUGGCCAUGAGAAGCCAAAGCAGUUGACGAACGAUGACUACGAGGACAACCACGCAUCGUCAGAGCCACGUCUUCUUUACCGGAUUCUGAGUGCCAUGGAUCGGUUCGUGUCGGUGGUGCAAGAAGCUGUUGACGCACGCAUCUUGCUUUGGGUCGCACUGGUUCUAUUCUUCAUCACGUACUGCAUCGGCGAGGCAACAGAGAUGAGCUCAAUGGGCGUAGCAACAUACUUGGGAUCGGACAUGUGGAAUCUGUUUGAGCUCACCCACUUGGCGGUACUAGCUGCAAUGUUGAGCUACAUGGUGCAUUACCGCAUAGCGUCCAGUACCUUUGCCGUGCACUUGGCAGACUUGCAGGAAGGCCGUGGCGUGGAAGAGCUUAGCCACUCUAGUUCGUUGGAGCUCUUGACCGGAUUCCAGCAGCUCUCGGACCUUGCAUCGCUGGGAUCUGCUAUCAGUUUGCUCAAGGUGUUCAAGUUUCUACGCAUGAACGCUACGCUGAACUUGCUCUGGCGUGUGCUGGGCAUGGCCAUGAGCGACCUCAUGGGCUUUCUGGUCAUUUUCAACCUGAUUUUUUUGGGGUACUCAGCCAUGGGCAGCUAUGCCUUUGGCUUUGCUCUGGAAGAGUACUCGACGAUCAGCAAGUCAUAUGGUACCUGUUUCCAGAUGCUGGCUGGCGAAAUGGACUACGCGCGACUGCGUCAAGCGAAUCCUCGUAUUGCACCGAUUUUCAUUGGCACUUUUGUGGUCUUGGUAUUUCAGAUCCUCGUCAACAUGUUUGUGGCGAUUCUGUCAGAGUACUACGAAGUCGCAAAGAACGAUGAGACUGGCAGUCAUGACGAUGUCGAGUACGAUGUGCUCGCGCGCAUUCGCAGCUUUGUGAGUGCCUGUUCCCCGACAGUUGUUGUGCCGAAAGACCAUGGUGUGAUUCGCCUCAUUCCGUGGCAGCAAGUACGUCUUAUCUCGACGAACCUUGUCGACCAAGAAGAGACCCGCCAGCGUGUGCGGAAGCUGUUCCGCGGUGCUGUGUGGCGCGUUGUCGCCCUUUUGCGCUUUGGCAUGAAGUUUGACCGCCGCAUCAAUUUCGGCGAUCGCAAGGCGCACGAUGGACUUGCACACAACAGCACUGGCAGCGGCUCCAGCAAUGACAGGGACGACCGGGAGCUGGUGUCGCACAUUCGGUUGUCUGAGAACUUUGACCACAAGACCAUCAAGGAGAUGAUACCGAUUGGCAUUACGAUCCGCCUCCAGACAGACUCCAUUCUUGGCGAAGGGCUUGCGCUGAAGGUUGUUCAUCAUAGCAAGCUGUCAGUGGAGUGCAUCGUUUUGGGACCCACGGAGACAGAGGGUGGUGGCAUUGGAGCGAGCUGGACCGAGAAGAUGAGUGGUGCGCCGAAAGCAGUCUCACUUUCUCGCUCUGACUCGUCGUCGGGUUCGUUUGAGUACGAUUCCGACGAUGGCGCCUCGCGCGUACGUGUGCUGGAGCUCAUGGGCGGCGAGAAGCUGCGAAUCCCGAGACGGCGGCUUGCGGUGCACUUGUGUCGCACGCUGUUGCAGGAGCUCAAGAUGGGUCUCUUGCGUGCAACAAAGCUGUGGAAGUACUCGAAGGACCACAUGGUGGACGACUAUCACCUCGGGCUGCUAUUCGAUCGAGUCCGUGAAGACGGCCGCACGAGCUUACGGCUUGAUGAGAUCUCGCGCAUGUUGGAUCUGUUCCUGCGCAAGGACAGACGCAAGGCCAUGUGCUCGCAAUCAGACGUGCAGCGCGAAGCCCUUCACGUGAUGUAUCGUUUCCGCAAGUGUCUGAUUGACAUGCCGUCUCGCGAAAAGGAAGGCCACAACUACCACCCGAAGCCCGUCGACACGUCCAAGGUGGAGCUAGGCCCGCUUGAGUAUCUCGGUGAUGUCCUGGCUCGCAAUUGCCACGACAUGUGGGCACUGGAACGUCUCAAGCAAGGCUGGCGAUACGGUAUUGAGCGCGACGACGAGAGCAAGAAGCAUCCGAACCUCGUUCCGUACAAGUUGCUGUCUGUGGAAGAACAAGCGUUCGACUACCGGUCGUCCAUUGAAACGAUCAAGACGAUUGUCCUCAUGAACUACACGAUCACGCGCUCGAGUCACCAGCGCUCUCUCAGCGGUUCUUUCCACGACUCUAUCUCCCGGUCAACGUCCAUGAUGUCCGACAUUGGUGAUGGCCUCGGCGGCAGCAACAGCUCAAUUGUUAGCUGUGGGUCUGACACGACGAGUCCACGCGCUCAGGACUCGGCUGUCUUUGAGGAGUUGGGCACUGCGUUUCACCCGGGCGCGCCAGCAAGAGCCGUGCCGUCUUUGCUGCGCGAAGCCAUGAGCUUCCGUCGCAACAGUCUGAUGAGCGACUCCCCGUACUUCACGACAUACGGAGAGGAUAACAUUGAAGUGUAUCGCCCGCUCCCCAUCGACACGACGACGGUGGAGCUACCGCCACGACUACUGCGUCUUGUGGACCUCUUGGCUGAAAACGCGCACGAGGUCUGGGCGAAGGGUCGGAUGGACGAAGGCUGGACUUUUGGCCCGCAGCGCGAUGACGGCACGAGGAAGCAUCCGUGCCUGGUGCCGUACGUGUUCCUUACGGACGACGAGAAAGAGUACGAUAUCAAUAUCGCCAAGGAGACCCUCAAGACGCUGAUUGCGAUGAAGUUUACGAUUGUGGAUCGCUCGAGCAAGUAUUGA
Molecule: messenger RNA, 4278 nt
Organism: Hyaloperonospora brassicae
Lineage: Eukaryota; Oomycota; Peronosporomycetes; Peronosporales; Peronosporaceae
Source: the annotation of a GenBank genome assembly